AUGGCCAGAACUAAGCAAACAGCCAGAAAAUCCACCGGUGGUAAGGCCCCAAGAAAGCAAUUAGCCUCCAAAGCUGCCAGAAAGUCUGCCCCAUCCACCGGUGGUGUCAAGAAGCCGCACAGAUAUAAGCCAGGUACUGUCGCUUUAAGAGAAAUCAGAAGAUUUCAAAAAUCUACUGAAUUAUUGAUCAGAAAGUUACCUUUCCAAAGAUUGGUCAGAGAAAUUGCUCAAGAUUUCAAAACCGAUUUGAGAUUCCAAUCUUCUGCUAUCGGUGCUUUACAAGAAUCUGUUGAAGCUUACUUAGUUUCCUUAUUCGAAGACACAAACUUAGCUGCUAUCCAUGCCAAGAGAGUCACCAUUCAAAAGAAGGAUAUUAAAUUGGCUAGAAGGUUGAGAGGUGAAAGAUCAUGA
This is a messenger RNA of Arxiozyma heterogenica, 411 nucleotides long. It is a transcript of the gene HHT2, whose product is annotated as histone H3. Gene Ontology annotation, biological process: rRNA transcription. Gene Ontology annotation, cellular component: nucleus; nucleosome. Bases 1 to 411 code for a protein of 136 amino acids. The record is from RefSeq and is a predicted model, not a curated record. Lineage: Eukaryota; Fungi; Ascomycota; Saccharomycetes; Saccharomycetales; Saccharomycetaceae. Gene Ontology annotation, molecular function: DNA binding; protein heterodimerization activity; structural constituent of chromatin. The transcript has a single exon.